Capronia coronata CBS 617.96 is the source of this 2403-nucleotide messenger RNA. Its product is annotated as 6-phosphofructokinase. Gene Ontology annotation, cellular component: mitochondrion; 6-phosphofructokinase complex; cytoplasm. The coding region runs from base 1 to 2403 and encodes 800 amino acids. Gene Ontology annotation, molecular function: ATP binding; AMP binding; monosaccharide binding. NCBI's taxonomy places the organism in Eukaryota, Fungi, Ascomycota, Eurotiomycetes, Chaetothyriales, Herpotrichiellaceae. The record is from RefSeq and is a predicted model, not a curated record. The transcript has a single exon. Gene Ontology annotation, biological process: fructose 1,6-bisphosphate metabolic process; fructose 6-phosphate metabolic process; canonical glycolysis.
AUGGCCGAAAAGGAGGCGGGGCAGCCGGCCCGGAAACGAAGGAUUGGUGUCAUGACCAGUGGAGGGGACGCUCCUGGCAUGAAUGGAGCUGUGCGAGCGGUCGUACGCAUGGCCAUCUAUCGGGGCUGCGAGGCGUACGCAGUCUACGAAGGUUACGAGGGUUUGGUGCAAGGUGGAGAUCUGAUCAAAGAGAUGAAGUGGGAUGAUGUUCGAGGAUACCUGUCUCGCGGUGGAACUCUCAUUGGCACCGCCAGAUGUAUGGCUUUCAUGGAAAGAUGGGGGAGAUUGAAGGCGGCCAAGAACAUGAUCAAGAGGGGCAUCGAUGCUCUGAUUAUCUGUGGUGGUGAUGGCAGUUUGACUGGUGCAGACAGAUUCCGAGCCGAGUGGCCGAGUCUGAUCAGAGAACUUGUCGACACGAAAGAGCUGACGCCAGAGGAAAUCGAACCAUUCAAGCACCUCAACAUCGUCGGCCUCGUGGGCUCUAUCGACAACGACAUGUCUGGUACCGACGCCACCAUCGGGUGCUACUCCUCCCUCGAACGUAUAUGCUCCGCCGUCGACGAUGUCUUCGAUACCGCCUCUUCACAUCAGAGAGGCUUCGUCAUUGAGGUCAUGGGUCGACACUGUGGUUGGUUGGCCCUCAUGGCCGCCAUAGCCACCGGUGCCGACUAUGUCUUCAUCCCAGAAAGACCCCCAAGUACUGGUUGGGAGGAUGAGAUGUGCGGUAUCAUCUCCAAACAUAGGUCUCGAGGCAAGAGAAGGUCCAUCGUCAUCAUUGCAGAAGGCGCCCAUGAUGUCGAGUUGAACAAAAUCACUGCCUAUCAAGUCAAGGAGCUCUUAAACAAGAAACUCAAAUUGGACACCCGGGUCACGAUUCUGGGGCACAUACAACGAGGAGGACAGGCCUGCUUCUAUGAUCGAUGGCUGUCGACGCUUCAGGGUGUCGAGGCUGUCAACGCAGUGCUCGACGCCACCCCGGAGACCCCGACUCCGGUCAUCACGAUUCGGGAAAACAAGAUUGAGAGAUCCGACCUGAUGGAGACGGUGGCAUUGACGAAGUCCGUGACGGCGGCCAUUCAAGCCAAAGACUUUGACAAAGCCAUGCAACUGCGGGAUGUCGAAUUCAAGGAGUACUAUAGCAGCUACAGGAUCACCACAUCCACCGAUCGCCCCGAAAUGCUUCUGCCGGAGGAAAAGAGACUGCGUAUUGCCAUCGUCCAUGUUGGAGCUCCUGCAGGUGGUAUGAACCCGGCCACUCGAGCUGCAGUGGCCUAUUGCUUGAGCAGAGGUCACACCCCAAUCGCCAUCCACAACGGAUUCCCUGGGUUGCAACGCCAUCACGCCGACAAGCCCGUUGGGUCGGUGCAGGAGAUCAAAUGGAUCGACGUCGACCAUCUGGUAAAUGAGGGUGGUUCGGAAAUUGGGACCAAUCGUGGUCUUCCCAGCGCCGACAUGAAAAAGACGGCGGAAUGUUUCGAACUUUACAAGUUCGACGCCUUGUUUUUGAUAGGCGGGUUUGAAGCUUUCACCGCGGCAAGUGAACUUCGAAAGGAACGGGAACAAUAUCCGGUGUUCCAGAUCCCCCUGGUCGUCUUGCCUGCCACCGUCUCGAACAAUGUCCCGGGCACUGAAUAUUCGCUGGGCAGUGACACCUGCCUGAACACUUUGAUCAACUUCUGCGACGCCAUUAGACAAUCGGCCUCUUCAUCGAGAAGACGGGUGUUUGUCAUCGAAACACAAGGUGGUCGGUCGGGCUACCUGGCCACGAUGGCAGGUCUUUCGGUGGGCGCGCUGGCCGUGUACAUUCCGGAAGAAGGCAUCAACAUUCACAUGAUUGCUCGAGACAUAGAUUUCUUGCGAGAGAACUUCCAGAAUGACCAAGGAGCGUCCCGAGCCGGGAAAAUCAUUCUUCGAAACGAACGCGCCAGUAGUACCUACACCACUCAAGUAAUUGCCGAUAUGAUCAAGGAAGAAGCCAAGGGACGAUUUGAAUCUCGAUCGGCGGUCCCUGGUCAUUAUCAACAGGGGGGCAAACCUUCGCCUAUGGAUCGAAUCAGAGCCCUCCGGAUGGCAAUCAAGUGUAUACAACACAUUGAGGACAGGUAUGGCGGCAAGUCCCGAGCAGACAUUGCCAACGAUCCCUUGUCCGUCUCCGUGAUUGGCAUUCAAGGCUCCGAAGUCGUCUUCACUCCUAUGGGUGGAGAGACCGGGCUGGAGGCCCAAGGGACUGACUGGGUGGACCGGAGACCUAAGGACGAGUUCUGGAUGUCAAUGAAGGAUACCGUGGAUGUUCUCAGUGGCCGACCGAAGCUGAGCGAUUGUUGCCCGGAGUGUGGGAAGCCACUGUCUGGGAAUAUGCUGAGGUCCAUGGGUCCGAAAACGUACAUGGACAAGGACCAUUGA